This is a messenger RNA of Centruroides sculpturatus (bark scorpion), 3892 nucleotides long. RefSeq names its product serine/threonine-protein kinase unc-51-like. Gene Ontology annotation, biological process: autophagy; peptidyl-serine phosphorylation; autophagosome organization. The record is from RefSeq and is a predicted model, not a curated record. Bases 187 to 2982 code for a protein of 931 amino acids. Gene Ontology annotation, molecular function: ATP binding; protein serine/threonine kinase activity. The transcript is spliced from 24 exons. NCBI's taxonomy places the organism in Eukaryota, Metazoa, Arthropoda, Arachnida, Scorpiones, Buthidae. Gene Ontology annotation, cellular component: cytoplasm; autophagosome.
UUUAUAUUUAAUAAAUAACAAAUUCAAAUAUAAUUUAUUUCCACCAAUUGACUUUCUAUUCCUCAUUUUCAGAAUUUGACCAAAUUUUGCAAUGUAUAUCAUGCUUUACAUUACCAUGCAUCCAGUUACCAUGCCAAAUUAUAUAAUGUAUAUAAGGCUGAUGAGAAGUGGAAAACUCCAGUUGAAAUGAAUUUAUCACAAGAACUGGCAGAAUUACAUCAUGAAAAUGUAGUAGCCUUAUUGGAUUGCAAGGAAACUGCACAUCAUGUUUAUUUAGUAAUGGAGUAUUGCAAUGGUGGUGAUCUAGCAGAUUACUUACAUGUUAAAGGUACUUUAAGUGAAGAUACCAUUCGGUUUUUUUUACGACAAAUAGCUGGUGCUAUGAAAGCUCUCAAUGGAAAAGGAAUUGUACAUAGAGAUUUGAAACCUCAGAAUAUUCUUUUGUGUCAUUCAGGCAAACCAAACCCUCCUCCCUCAGAUAUAACUUUAAAAAUUGCUGAUUUUGGUUUUGCUAGAUUUUUGCAAGAUGGUGUUAUGGCUGCUACUUUAUGUGGAUCACCAAUGUAUAUGGCUCCCGAAGUAAUAAUGUCACUACAGUAUGAUGCUAAAGCAGAUCUUUGGAGUAUUGGAACAAUAGUUUUUCAAUGUUUAACAGGAAAAGCUCCUUUUCAGGCUCAAACUCCUCAAGCUUUAAAGCAAUUUUAUGAAAAAAAUGCAAAUCUUCUGCCAAGAAUUCCUCCUGGGACAUCUUCAAAUUUAAAUGAUCUUUUGAUUAGAUUAUUAAAAAGAAAUGCAAGAGAUCGAAUGGAAUUUGAUGAAUUUUUCAAUCAUCCAUUCUUAAAAACAGUUACAAGAGAAACUUCGCCUGUACCAGUUCCUAGUCGUCAUUCCCUUUCACCUACUUCUCCUCGUACGCCACAAUACGGAUCACCUCUCUCAGGGAAUUUGGCACCAUCACCACUUGGAUGGGAUAAAGAAAUGGGAGGAGAAGAAAUGGCUCAGGAACCAAUAUCUGUGUCUAGGGAAGUUAAGCAAACAUCCUCACCAGAUGAACAGGACUUUGUAAUGGUUCCUGAAAGUCUUCCUAUUGACAGAUCAUAUAACAAAGUGAAUAGUCCUGGAAAAUGGCAACAAAGUGAUAUUAAUAGGACUCUUACUAUGGCCAACACACCACCAAAAUGUACAGCUGACAUUGAAAUGCAAUCUAAUAAUGAUUUUACGAUUCAAGAGCACAACAAGAAUUCACCCGAGUGUACUCGGUCAAAUUCUCUUCCUAUGAUAUCUCCAAUAGGUAGUCCGACUCAGCCACGCUCGGAACCAAUACCGGUGCCAUCGCAAAAGGAGGCUUACCAACAAAUACAGAGGAGUUUACAAGAUUCAUCGUCAUCCUCACAAAAAUCAAAUGAAAAAUCUCAUUCUAUAAUGGAUGUCUUACCAUCUCCUACUUCAUCACCCAUAACACCAAAACUUCCAUUUUCUCAAAGAGAGUCACCUAGUUCUCAACCAAUUGAUAAUAGUAUAAAAAUAACGGAUAUUAGCUCUUUAUCACCUCCCUCUGUUCAGUUUACUACUGGAACGCUUCCAUUAGGCACUAGAAGAAGAAGUCUCAGUGGUGAAAGUCCUCCACUAGCAACAUGGAGACCUUCUAUUUCUUUACGUCAGUCUAUAACACCACCUCCUACAUCACUCUCUGUAUCUCCUAUUCGUCGUUCAGGCACUAUUGUUCCGCCUGUAUCAAACUAUCUUUCAACCACUGGACAUGGAAAUCCUCUGUCACCAAUUUUAGCAUCACCUGCUAGAGAAAUAUCGACAGUAGAAUCAAAAACAUUAGAUGUAGCUAAUAGAAUGUCUCCUGUUUCUACUAAAGAAAUUGAACAUUAUAAAAAUGUUAAUCUAGUAUCAUCAAUUCAUGCUAGUUAUGGAAACAAAACUAUGACUAUUCCAGAUCUAAAUUCAAAAGAUAUAUUUCAAGGAAAUACAAGAGAAUCUUUAGAAUAUUCUAACAAUAGUAUUCAAAGAUCUGGUAGUGCUGGAAAGCUUAUAGAUCAAAUACAUUGGAGAGGUUCCCAUAUAGUUGGAGCAGUGCCACCAAGUCCUCCCACAAGUAUGAUGCCUUACAGUCACCAUCAUAUCCAUCAUCAUCAAUGUCAUAUAUCUGGACCUCUUAGCCCACAUAACUCUCCAGGAAGAACUCGAAGAAGUUCCAUUUCCAGUGGUAGAUUGUUUACAGAUUCGUCAUCUCCAACUGGUCCGGGUUUUAUGUAUUUUGGUACUUCUCCUCCCAAUAUGGAAGGCCCAAUUUUGUUCACUGCUCCCGAUUUACCCGAGGAAACUUUACUACAGAGAGAACAUAAUGAGACUCUAGCAAAAUUAAAUUUUAUUUUGGCAUUAGUAGAUUGUAUAUUAGAACUUGCAAAAUCAAAAUCAAAUCCAAUUACUGCUUUAACUGAGUCGUACAAUGAGACUAAUAUUGAACAAAUAUCAUUAGUAAGUGAAGGGUAUAGAAGAGCCGAACAAUUAGUUCUAUACAUGCGGGCUCUGCAACUAUUGUCAUCAUCUCUUCAGUUAUCUCGCCAAGAAGUGCAGGCUGGUAAUCUUCAGCCUUCUUCCACUGUUAGAACAGUAUUACGUACAAUGAAAGAACAUUUUCAUUACUGUCUCAGCAUGUGUAAAUUACUGAAUACAUCUGGUAUCUUACAUUCGACCGGUGUCGAUCCAAAUUCUUCUGCAAUAACAGCUGAUCGGUUACUUUAUAACUAUGCCAUAGAUAUGUGUCAGUCGGCUGCUUUGGAAGAAUUAUUUGGAAAUCCAGAAGAAUGCUUUCGAAGAUAUCAAACAGCUCAAAUUCUUUUGCAUAGUCUAUCUCAACAAAUUAAUCGAGAAGAAGAUAGGAAGCUUCUAAUUAAAUAUAAAGAUGCAGUGGAAAAAAGGCUUUUUGUUCUACAUAGCCAAGGAUUCGUUAUAGCGUAUGAUAGUAAUUGAGGUUGUGUUUUAGAUUUACUGAAUUAUAUAUAGAAGACUUAUUUCCAAAAAUACAUCAUUAGGAUCUCGUAAGGCACUGUUAUUUCCUUGUGAUACAUUUCAUCUAGUUCCAUUUGGCAACUGUGAUUGAUUAUUUUGGGUAAUAGUGUUGUAUGGUCAAACUUUAGACAGAUCUUGUGAAUACUUCGUCCAAUAGACAAUUUUCUCUAGAACCCUAUCUAUAAGUGUAGAAUCGAUAUAAAAUAUUAUAUUGUAUCCUCUCCAAAUUAAACAUUGCCUUUUUUUAUUAUUGUUUAUUAUAUUUACAAUAUUUAUUCAUUUUUAAUGAAUUAUAUUUCCUAAGCCAAUUAUGAUUAUGUUUUCAUUAUUUAAAUUGGUUUUAUUAGGAAAUAUUUAUGUACUGUAUAUGUAUAUGUCAGUUUCUUCAUUGCUCGGAAAGAGACUGAAAUUUGAAUGGAAACGUGAUUGAUAAAGUUGAUUUUUUUAUAUUAUAUAUAUUACAUAUAAAUGUUUUUAUGACAUUUUGCAUGUAAUUUCAAUGAUUAUAAAAGACACAACUAUUGCUGCAAACUACUGCAUCCUUUAAAAUUAUUAUAGAUUUCUGGCAAUUAUACGUGCCUUUAAAUUGUUAACAGUACAUUUGUGUGCUAGUCUGGUUUUCUCGAGUCCACAUUUUGCAACGCCGAGUGAAACUUUACUUAUGAAAUGUAUGUUGUAAGUUGUGAAUAUUCCUUGAAACAUUGAUUGUUUUCUCAACCCUUGUGCAGUGGCCAUAAAGAGGAGAUAUUAUUUUGUGAAAAAUGUGGACUUUAUGAACUCAAAAAUAUGCUUAAUCUUUUGUUGAUUGCUUGACUAUUCACAGAAAUAUUCAAAUAAAAACUUUGAUAACGUUUUUAUUUGAAUAUUUAUG